This is a messenger RNA of Cooperia oncophora, 330 nucleotides long. Lineage: Eukaryota; Metazoa; Nematoda; Chromadorea; Rhabditida; Trichostrongylidae. The record is from the annotation of a GenBank genome assembly.
AUGCCGUGCAACCGUUUUGUUGCACGUAUCGUCGUCUUCGACAUCGUCGUGCCAAUCAUGAAGGGGACAAAAGGCGAAUUAUACUGCCAUUCACUUUGUGAGCCAUGCACAGUGGUCAAACUAAUCUCAUCAAUCAACAAGACAAAUGGUGAAGUAAUCAAGGAGCGGCCAAGAUGCUUAGCAAAGCAAAUGAGUGGCUUGGUGGAAAUCGAAACAGAACGUGAAGUAGCAAUCGAUACGUACACAAAUUGCAAGGCACUCGGUCGAAUCACAGUCCGUGCCGGUGGUCAAACGAUUGCAGCAGGAAUUGUUGAACGGAAGUUAAGCUGA